This is a messenger RNA of Cottoperca gobio, 5310 nucleotides long. It is a transcript of the gene taf2, whose product is annotated as TAF2 RNA polymerase II, TATA box binding protein (TBP)-associated factor. The transcript has 27 exons. The record is from RefSeq and is a predicted model, not a curated record. Gene Ontology annotation, molecular function: chromatin binding; transcription cis-regulatory region binding; RNA polymerase II general transcription initiation factor activity. Lineage: Eukaryota; Metazoa; Chordata; Actinopteri; Perciformes; Bovichtidae. Gene Ontology annotation, biological process: transcription initiation at RNA polymerase II promoter. Bases 474 to 4115 code for a protein of 1213 amino acids. Gene Ontology annotation, cellular component: transcription factor TFIID complex.
AUGGCUGCACAUACUGGAGCCGCGAACAUAAUGCUAUCAGCAGCCGGAUAGUUAGGAUAUAUUUGAAUGUUUUGAUCCACAGCGACUGCAGCAAUCAUUAUAUGGAACUAUUGCCUUCUAUUCCAUUUCCGACUGCUCGUCAUGGCCGACUUAUAUUUAUGGAUACGUUCACUGUGGUUGCAAUAAAAACACUACAGCAAUCUUCGUGGGAUACAAACCGAAUAUAGAGCAGUAAUUACAGAGAGUCUAACGUUAGUAACGUUACAGUGCUGGUUGUUGCAUUUGACUCAGACCCUCGUUAAUACCGUUACUUUUGUCGCUUUACAUCAAGGGCACAUUUUCUUUGACUUUUUGCAGUCUGCAUGCUGAAUGUUGAAGUAGCGAGGUAGCGCCACACGGCUGCUGAGAGGAAACAUCACGGAGUGUUACGCCAUGUUGAAACUUCAGUCAAGACACAACAACAAGAAACAAGGAUGAACAAGAAGAAGGAUAAAGGGUUUGAGAGCCCGCGCCCAUUUAAAUUGACCCACCAGGUGGUGUGCAUCAACAACAUCAACUUCCAGAGGAAGUCUGUCAUUGGCUAUGUUGAGCUGACCAUUUUCCCCACGGUGGUCAACCUGAAUAGGAUCAAGCUAAACAGUAAACAGUGCCGCAUCUACAGAGUCCGAGUCAAUGAACUUGAAGCACCAUUCAUUUACAAUGACCCCACACUGGAGGUGUGCCACCAUGAGUCCAAACAGAGGAACCUCAACUAUUUCUCCAGUGCCUACACUGCAGCAGUGAGUGCUGUGGAUCCUGAUGCAGGACAUGGGGAGCUCGUCAUCAAAGUGCCCUCUGAACUGUGGAAACAGGGAGACGACUUAAAAGUUUUAAAGGUGUACAUAGAGUUUUCCCUGGACCAGCCAAAAGGAGGUCUCCACUUCGUUGUUCCAGAUGUGGAAGGCAGCAUGGCCGAGAGAGGAGCUCAUGUGUUCUCCUUUGGAUACCAGAACUCCACCAGAUUCUGGUUCCCCUGUGUAGACUCCUACUCAGAGCUGUGUACAUGGAAGCUGGAGUUCACCGUGGAUGCUUCCAUGGUGGCAGUGUCCUGUGGCGAUCUGGUGGAGACAAUCUACACUCAUGACAUGAGGAAGAAGACUUUCCACUACAUCCUCCCCAUCCCCACUGCGGCCCCCAACAUCUCCCUGGCUGUGGGGCCCUUUGAAAUCCUUGUAGAUCCCUACAUGCAUGAGGUGACCCACUUCUGCCUGCCACAGCUGCUGCCACUGCUCAAACACUCCAUGUCUUACCUGCAUGAGAUUUUUGAGUUCUAUGAGGAGAUUCUCACAUGCCGCUACCCCUAUUCCUGCUUCAAGACUGUGUUUGUGGAUGAGGCCUAUGUACAAGUGUCCUCCUAUGCUUCCAUGAGUAUCUUCAGCACCAACAUGCUCCACAGCGCUAUGAUCAUAGACCAGACCCCGCUGACACGUCGCUGUCUGGCCCAAGCCCUGGCUCAGCAGUUCUUUGGCUGUUUUAUCUCCAGGAUGUCAUGGGCUGAUGAGUGGGUGUUGAAGGGAAUCUCAGGCUACAUCUACGGCCUCUACCUAAAGAAGACCUUUGGAGUGAAUGAGUACCGGCAUUGGAUCAAAGAGGAGUUGGACAAGAUUGUGGAGUAUGAACUAAAGAUGGGAGGGGUUCUGCUGCACCCAACCUUCAGUGGAGGCAAAGAGAAGGACAAUCCAACUCCCCAUCUUCACUUCUCCAUCAAGCACCCCCACACGCUGUCCUGGGAGUACUACAAGAUGUUCCAGUGUAAGGCCCACCUGGUGAUGAGGCUGAUAGAAAACAGGAUCAGCAUGGAGUUCAUGUUGCAGGUGUUCAACAAGCUUCUGAGCCUGGCUAGUACAGCCUCUUCCCAGAAGUACCAGAGUCACAUGUGGAGCCAGAUGCUUCUGUCUACUCACGCCUUUCUCAAAUCCAUCUCCAACGUCUCAGGCAAAGACAUAGGCCCCCUUAUCAAACAAUGGGUAGACCAAAGUGCUGUGGUGAAAUUCUUUGGCAGUUUUGCUUUCAAUAGGAAGAGGAACGUGCUGGAGCUGGAGAUCCGUCAGGACUACACAUCAUCUGGAACUCAGAAAUAUGUGGGUCCCAUCAAAGUGACUGUGCAGGAGCUGGAUGGAUCCUUCAACCACACGCUGCAGAUCGAGGAGAACAGCCUGAAACAUGACAUCCCCUGUCAUUCCAAGAGCAGACGAAACAAGAAAAAGAAGAUCCCUUUGAUGAAUGGAGAGGAAGUUGACAUGGAUUUAUCGGCCAUGGAUGCUGACUCUCCUCUCCUCUGGAUCCGGAUUGACCCGGACAUGUCCAUUCUGAGGAAGGUGGAGUUUGAGCAGGCUGACUUCAUGUGGCAGUAUCAGCUGCGCUAUGAGAGGGAUGUAGUUGCACAGGAGGAAGCCAUCUCAGCACUGGAAAAGUUCCCAACUCCUGCCUCCAGACUGGCUCUGACAGACAUCCUCGAGCAAGAACCGUGUUUCUACAAAGUCCGCAUGCAGGCAUGCUUCUGUUUGGCCAAGAUAGCUAAUGCCAUGGUGAGCACGUGGCAGGGCCCGCCGGCUAUGAAGUCCCUGUUUACACGAAUGUUCUGCUGUAAGAGCUGCCCCAACAUUGUCAAGACCAACAACUUCAUCAACUUCCAGAGUUACUUCCUGCAGAAGACGAUGCCUGUUGCCAUGGCAUUACUUAGAGAUGUCCAGAACCUCUGUCCCAAAGAUGUCCUCAACUUCAUCCUUGACCUGAUCAAGUACAACGACAACAGAAAAAACAAAUUUUCAGAUAACUACUACCGUGCACAUCUGAUUGAAGCACUGACCAACUCUCUGACCCCAGCCAUCAGCAUCAACAACGAGGUGCGGACCGUGGACAAUUUGAAUGCUGACGUCCGUUUUAUCUUGGAGGAGAUCACACGAUUCCUCAACAUGGAGAAGCUGCUGCCGAGCUUCAGAAACACCAUCACCGUCAGCUGUCUGAGUGCGAUUCGCGAGCUUCAGAAGAACGGGCAUAUUCCCAGUGACGCGUCACUCUUCAAGUCCUACGCUGAGUACGGACACUUUGUAGAUGUUCGCGUCGCUGCACUGGAGGCUCUGGUGGACUACACUAGAGUUGAAAGAAGCUCAGUGGAGCUGCAGUGGCUGCUCAACAUGGUGCAGAAUGAGCCAGCUCAUUAUGUCAGACAUAAGAUCCUGGGGAUGCUCUGUAAGAAUCCACCUUUCACCAAGACAACAGACUCUGCUCUGUGUAAUGAAGCUCUGGUCGACCAGCUGUGGAAACUUAUGAACUCAGGUACCUCCCAUGACUGGCGGCUGCGUUGUGAUGCUGUGAACCUCUACUACACAUUGUUUGGUUUGACUCGGCCCUCCUGCCUGCCCCUGCCUGAGCUGGGCCUCGUGCUCAACCUGAAGGAGAAGAAGGCUGUCCUAAACCCCACCAUCAAGCCUGAGCUGGGGGUCGGCACUGUGAUGGACACAGCUGUCAGUAUAGGCAUCCAUGGUGUCGGCAUGAGCUACGCAGCAGUGGAUGAAGAGCCUGAUCCCAUUUCAUUAGGGGUGUGUGGGGUGGGCCAGCCCCCCCAGGGCCUGAAAAGGAAGGCUGAAACCCCACUGGGCUCUCCUCCAGAGCCAGGACAGAUACUGCAGCAACAGGAGGAUGAGGGGAGAGGAGGGCGCUACAAGAUCAGGUUCAACACAAUGGAAGAAGAAGAUAUUGAUAUGGAGACGGUUCAUGAUAGUCAGGCCUUCAUUCACCAUCAUCUCAACCUGUUGGAGAGACCGUCGACACCAGGUAAAGAGCCACCGUCCGUGGAGCAGUCCAUGCUCUCUAUGCCUGCCACGCCCGUCCCGACCUUCUCCAAAGAGACCACCUCCUCGUCCUCCAAACACGGCGGGGAACAUGGCCACCACCAUCACCACCACCAUCACGAGCACAAGAAGAAGAAGAAGAAGCACAAACAUAAACACAAGCAUAAGCACAAACAUGAAAGCAAGGACAAGGAGAAGGACAGAGAGAAGGACAACUCCCAUGCCUACAGUAACAGCCCGGCCAGCGGCAGGUCGCUGCGCUCGCCCUCUUUGUCGGACUGAACAUCUGGAGGCCAGUUCGCUUUCCAACUGCUAUUGGUUCAGUCGUGGUUAACAGGUUACAGCCAUCUGAGCACGGAGACACAGAAUGGAAAGCAAAACAUGUUUAGUUUAUCUAAAUAUUCAGUACUCGUGGUAUUAUCAUAGAGGAAGACUCAUUUGGACAACGUGUAAUAAAAUGUAAUGCUCAGUUAAACGCCACUGAUGCAGAGACAGCAGCCACACACACACACACACACACACACACACACAGACACACACACACACACACACACACACACACACACACACACACACACACAUACAGACAGCUUUCAGGAGUUUGAGGAGUUGCAACCACAUACACCCCCCCCCCACAGAGACACUCUGGUGUGCCUCACCCCACAGCUCAGUUCCCUUCAGUUCAACAUGUUGGUGCUGCGGCUUCUUCUGGACUUACUAACAACAUUCUCCUGUUUGCCCUGGAAAUGAAACAGGAAUCUUCUGUACAUUUUUUACUGUACAAGUGAAACUCAAGUAAUAUUAGUAUGUUUUUUAAGAUAUGUCAUUGUUGACAAUGAAACACUUUUGUCUUCAUGAUUGUUUUAACUACAUUGAGUCCAUGUAUGGCUGUGUUUACUCUGGCACGGUCUCUUAGCUUUGAUUAGUUUAAAACAAUGAACACAACGUGCAGAAUUCAAUAUUCCCCAUUUAGAUGACCAGAAGGGGAUCCAAAUUGUAAUUCAAAAGGUUAAGGAAAAAACAUUCUUGCCGACUUGCCUGAAUAAAACAAUAAACGUUCAUGCAAAGAUUCUUGACAUUGGUUAAAUAGUCCCUGUCGGCAUAAAUGAUUACUUGUGCGUGAAUUCUCCGGGGACCCUCGUCUCCAGUGUGUUGAUGUUGUGAAACCUUCUUGGGAUUACAAAGUGUUGACCAGGUGUUUAAAAUACUUGCUUCCUCUUGUUAAACACAAUAAUCUCCUGAAAGCUAUGACACAGUAUUGCUUUCACAAGUGUAGGAGAUGCAAAGAAGUCAUGACAGACAUGUAGAGAUAACAUUUAAAGUAGAAUUCACAAGCUUUGUUGGAAAUGAAUGAUGCUUAAUUUAGGAGCGUGGCUCAAAUGUUUUCUUCUUUAAAAAUUAAAGUAGAAUCUUUCAUUUUCGUUUUCGUUCAAGACUUGUUGAUUUAAUUUUUUUUUUAAUAAAUUGAGUGAAAUAA